UUUCGGUGCUGUCCCUAUCACCGAACGAUCACUAUGCUCACUCUUCAAUAAAUCAAAAGCAGCUCGUCAAUUUUCAUAUAUGGAGUAUCAAUUUUCUCGAUUCGCUACUUAAUAAGCCUCAUCGACAAGAUUUUAUACAAGAAAAAGUUAUAUUUUGAAGGUGUAAGGAAUAAAUUUGAGGUUCAAUGGCUGGAUGGUCGAAGCCAAAAGACAUUUUGGCACUAACAAGUUAUGAAACUAACUGUGAGGGCCAUAAGAUGCCGGGUGACAAUCUUGGUUUUACUGUGAAAGAUAGGAUUUUCCAUGACUGCAAGGAUGAUUUGGAAAGUUUGUUUGAUCAAGUAAUUCCAAUUUUUCUGAGGGAGAUAUCUGUAGAUAAUUGUGCUAGACCUCUUCCGGCAAUGUUGAGCAAUGGCCAGCCAGUGAAUUUGUUUCAGCUGUUCUGUGUAGUGAAAAGAAACGGAGGUUUCUGUAAUGUGUCUGAGAAUGGUAUGUGGGGUUUGGUUGCAGAAGGAUGCGGUUUCAGUCCUGUGUUAAUGUCGUCAAUUGAAUUAGUGUAUAUUAAGUAUCUCAAUGAGUUAGAUGGAUGGUUACGAAAGAUAAAAAUGGAUGCGAGGAUGGAUAAUGGCGAGACCCAAAUUAUCAAAAAAUUAGGUCUGUUAAUUGAGGAGUCAAAGGAGCUUAAGGGUCUGGUAUGCAGUGAUGAGGACAAGGGGAGGAACACUGGUAAGGUUGAACUUGAUUUUGACAGCACUGGAAAACCUACCGAUAUUUAUGGUGGUAAGCAUGGACCGCAACAGUCAGAUGACAGCAUGAAUUUAAAUAAAGUAAAUCAUGCUGUAGAAAGUAGCUACGACAAUGAGAAAGACAUAAUCAUACAACAUGACAAAAGUAUUACUUUUUCAGCCAAAUCCUUUGUUGAGAACAUAAUCAACUCUCAAAAGAAAAAAUUGUGUUCUGAGGCUAAAGUAGAGAAAGUGCAAGUGAAAGUAGAAGCAAGUAGAAGUUUUGUUGACAACAGAACUAUUGGUGUUCGGGAUGAUUAUGAUAUCCUUUUAUCUGCUAGAAGUGUUGUUAAUAAAGUAAUUAGUUCUAUGAAAAGUGAAUUAGGUCCGUCAAGACCAUCACAAGAGGUAGCCAAUGUCAGAAAGACUAAUGACUAUGAUCGAUAUUUUUCACCCAAAAGAAUAGUUGAUAAAGAUGUUGAUUCCCGGAACAAGGUAAAUAGUCUGUUGCCUUGGAAAGGCAUAAAUGUAGUGCAUGGAAAUGUGGGUAAUACUAAAGCUGACUGUGGAAAAGUGCGCAUUCCAGAUAAUGCCAGGGUUGGGAACCCUGUUGUGUUUCGGAAGAGGAAACGGGAACAUAUAUCUUUACCGGGAAUGCUGAAGUGGAUGGCUCAUGUUGCAAAGCACUCCAAUGAUCCAGCAAUUGGAGAAGUACCUGGGCCUUCCACUUGGAAAAGUCAUGGAACUCAAGAAUACUGGCGGCAGGCUUUGUUGGCACGUGAGGCACUCUUUGUAAAAAGACCAAUAUAUGCAGACCUUGUAGAAUCUUCAUUUCAGAAGAAGCAGAAGAUGCAUCCUUCAAUGUAUGAGGACACAGAUGUCAUCCACAAAUCCGCAGAGAGAGUGCAACGUAGCAAAAGCUUCUUAUUGUCAAAAUCUCAGUUUUCCCCACAUUGGAACCGUGACGAUGCUACUCCAAGAAACCUUGCAAGUCCUGGCCAAGUAGAAACAGAUAAUGCGCGGAAAGUGCCAUCAUCUCCUAUGAGUGAGGGAAUACUAAGUAGGUUUGCCUUGGCUGUUUCAGGAGAGGAGGCCCCUGUGAGCGAUGUUUCUGUUGGUCUUUCUUUUCAAGCAGAAAUUCCAGAAUGGACAGGCGUGGCUUCAGAAUAUGAUUCGAAGUGGUUAGGCACAAAAAUGUGGGUUCCGGAUAAAGAUGAAAAUAACAAAACUCCAACAGAAAAGCAUCGUAUUGGGAAGGGAAGGCAAAGCACAUGUGAUUGUCUGGCUCCAGGUUCUUCAACAUGCAUAGGGUUUCACAUUGCUGAGAAGAAAUUAGAACUAAAGGUUGCUUUGGGUCCGCUAUUCUAUCGUUGGAAGUUCAAUCGGAUGGGCGAGGAAGUUUCGCUGGGCUGGACAAGAGAAGAACAAAAGAGAUUCAAGGCUAUGGUGCUACAAAAUUCUACUGGCCACAACCAUUUCUGGAACAAUGCUUUCAAGCUCUUUCCUUCCAAAACAAGAGAGGAUUUGGUGAGCUACUACUUUAAUGUCUUUGUUCUCCGGUGUAGAAGCUAUCAGAACCGCGUCACACCAGAUAGCAUAGACAGUGACGAUGACGAAACAGAUCUUGGACCUAUUGGCAGAAGUUCUUAUUUUGCAGGAAACCUUGCUCCAGUAACUUAUUUUACCUGAAUACUCAGAUUGGGAGCAACCUUUUUCUAUAUGGAGUUUGUAUACAUAUUAUGACUUGUAAACUAAAUUUCUGGCAGGGACCGAUCUUUUCGGUACUGACCAUCUUUCUCUUUUCCUGAGAUGAUCGUAGUUUUAAGUCUUAAUGUGUCUAGCAUGACUAUGUUUGUAGAAGUCUGGAAGACGAUGGUACCUGGUUUUCUAAAUCGUUUUCUUGCUGGAACA
This is a messenger RNA of Daucus carota subsp. sativus, 2636 nucleotides long. Its product is annotated as AT-rich interactive domain-containing protein 2. NCBI's taxonomy places the organism in Eukaryota, Viridiplantae, Streptophyta, Magnoliopsida, Apiales, Apiaceae. The transcript has 3 exons. The record is from RefSeq and is a predicted model, not a curated record. The coding region runs from base 186 to 2414 and encodes 742 amino acids. Gene Ontology annotation, molecular function: DNA binding.